Arabidopsis lyrata subsp. lyrata is the source of this 4012-nucleotide messenger RNA. RefSeq lists its product as uncharacterized. The transcript is spliced from 14 exons. Gene Ontology annotation, cellular component: nucleus. The coding region runs from base 156 to 3770 and encodes 1204 amino acids. Gene Ontology annotation, molecular function: protein binding. Lineage: Eukaryota; Viridiplantae; Streptophyta; Magnoliopsida; Brassicales; Brassicaceae. The record is from RefSeq and is a predicted model, not a curated record. Gene Ontology annotation, biological process: regulation of cell cycle.
AUGGAGGGAAUCAUUUUAUUUCCCGCGACUCAGUUAAAAGCCGUAAAGCAUAAUCCCUCUCUAUCUCUCUCUCUCUCUAUCUCUCCCUCGCAUUUGCUCUCCGGCGUCGCGAUUUUUUUCUCCGGUGCUGCGAUCUCGUGUUUUCCAGACUUUCAAUGGCGAGUCCAAGAGUCGUAUCUGAAGAUAGAAAGUCUGAUGACCUAGAAAUCGUCUCCGUCGGAGCUCUCUAUACCGGCUCAUGGGACAAGAAGUACUGGAGUUCAUCUAGGGGCAAAGAUCGUUUCCCUUAUCCUGUAGGCUACAAAGCUGUUCGAGCUCACAAUGGAAACACAUAUUACAUGGAGAUUGAAGAAGGUGCCAAAGGACCUUUAUUUCUGAUUAGAUACUUGGAUGAAUCCUGGACGGGGCAGACCCCGGAUAUUGCAUGGGGAAAGUUCCAGAAGACGGGCUUCUCCCACUUAAAAAUAUGGCAUGGAAAACGAUUUACAUGUAAGAUGGGCGGCAUGGAGUUUUUUGGCUUCAAAAACCCGUUGGUUCAGAGGUUGCUCCGGGAACUUGUGACCAAUUCCCAUGGAAUGGUAGAAUCUAGUCCCAGCAGUAGGGCCUCUCAAAUCCCGGUCAAUGAUGAAAGGCCAGUCAUGUGUGCAAAUCCAAAUUUAUUAUGUUAUCUGGACAUGCCAGUGGCUAGAAAGAAGAGAAGCAGAAAACCUGGAAUAACAUACCACAAUUCAGUAGUUAAAAGUGGCCAUAAAAAGCCAAGAUUCCAAGACUCAUUAUCUGGUGGCGAGAUUUUAAAUUCAGCACCAGUGUCAAUCAGUUCAGUAAAUGGAGAAGUGGAGACAGUUGGCCUGCAAGUUGCACCACCAGAGCAAUUGGAUUCUAGUCAUGCUACAAACGAAUAUUCAUCUCAACCAUCAGAAAAGCCACCACAAGUGAAAGUUGUCAUCCCUAUUCAAGAAACAAACCGGCUUCCUGAUAUCUGUAAAUCAAAGCCAUUAUCCAAAUUUUCUGCAGAGCUUCAUGGGUUGCAAGAAAAGGAAAACAAACCCAACGAUGAUAAUUUUCUUAAUGAGAGCCCAAAUAUGACUGGUUCCAGUUUUUGUGCACCUGAUACCUUGGAUUUCCUGCAAGAUAACACCAUAAGUCCUGCUCCAAAAAUAGAUGAUGAUACAAGUUGCAUGAAAAAGGAAGAAUUGACACUUGCUAACAUGGUAGUUGGUGAAGGGCUUAUAGCUGAACUAAAUGCGGAGGAUUUAGCUGACUCUACUUUGAAUCUGACUUCUAAAAAUAGUGAUUCUGAUUCAGUUGAUCAGGAAACUGCCAAAUCAAUGAUGUCAUUACUACUUCCUCAAGCAAUUCCACUGCUCAAGAAGGCCUCAAGCAAGAAGCCCCCAAGAAAUGAUAUGUCAGACAACUGCAAAACGAGCCAACUUAAUGAUGCGUCAGGAACUGCUGUGUCACUGGCGAUAAGAGAAUCUAGUGGAGAUGAUGAGAAUAUGCAAGUUGUUGCUCCAGAUUCCGAUCAGGAUUUUGCAAGAAAUGUAUCCAUUGCCCCUGACAGUUUUGAUGAGUCUCACUUGGUUGGUCCUGGGAGUGGUCAUAUCAUCUCUUCUUCCAAGGAAGUCUAUCCAGCAGUCCUUCCUAAAAUGCACAUAGCCGAGAAACAUGUUGCAAUAGUAAAUGAUCUAUCAGUUUCUGCUUUGGAGACUAUUGCGAUCAUAAACCCAUCUUCACAUGAUGCUAGUACUAUUAUGGAAGAGAAUAAUCAAGAAGCAUAUGUGAAGAAGUCCAUGUCAAUACCACACUGCACCAGUUCAGCUAACAUGAUUUUAUCCCAAGAAUCUAAGGAACUCUGUGCAGCAGAAGGAAACUUGUUGCAAAAAGAACACCACUCAGAAAACAAGGAACCAAAGAGCACAUUAUGUUCUACUGAAGGUAAUGGUUUUCUGGUCAACACAACUGAAGCUUGUUCAAUUAAAAAAGAAAAACAUAAAGUGUAUAGCAGAAAAAGAGUCUCGACCAAUCAACAUCGAAGAAACAGAAAUUCGUCCUAUGAAAGUAAAAACAGUUGCAGAAAUACUGGAGAAGAUGAUCCCAUAAGGAGUAUGUCUCCUAUUAAUCCCCCACGUAUCUUGGAGCUUCAGCCGACCGUGUCUACCAACUCUGUAUCAGAUAGAACGAAUCCUCUGGGCGAUGGAAGCGGUCAUGUAACAGAACAAUACCAGGGUCCUGAGUUGGUGAACGUGAAUAACAACACAUUCACCACUGUAAAAAGCAAUGAGGCGUGUGUGGUACCACAAGAUAUGAGGUCAGCUCAUGCUUUUGGAAAUGCAAGUAUAUCAUCAUCCUCAUUUCCAGCUUCAAAAUUUGAGGAUUGUCAAGCCAAUAUUGGUGAGGCAUUGGGCAUCCAAGUCUCUGAACCACCUUCUACAAAGUCUCAGUGUAAGGAAAAUACUAGCGAGAAAAGAACCUCUGUGCAGGAAUUUCCAGCUAGCUCAAAUUUAGAGAUCAACAGAGAUGUAAAGAUCAACAAUGAGAUGGGAAAAACUGUUGAGCUGCUUGGCUGCUACUUUCAUCCCAUGCCUGUUUCAUCAGUAUUACUCAAGUCUGCUGGGAAUGAAAUCUAUAUUUGCGUGUUGAGCUUUGCUACAGAAGAUAGAGUUAGAACCCUGUUUAUGUACAAGAUGUCAGCUAAAGCACCAAGCAAAGGAUUCCCCUCUAUCAUUGGUCACACUCCUGCCAUACUCCCCAUUGUGGAUGACAAAUCUGGUGGAAAUAGAACACUCGAGAUAUCUAAUUUGCACUUCACUCCAGACGGGCUGCAUCUUAUUUUAAUUGGCAACAUCAAAACACCUUAUUGCAGGAAGAGGGAAACUGAUUGCUCGUGUUUGAUUUGUACGUCAGCCUGUUUUGAGGAGAAUGCAGUGAGGAUUGUCCAGGUGAAAACUGGUCAUGUUUCUCUUGUGACAAAACUUCAAGCAGAUGACAGUGUGCAGUGCGUGGUGGUGUGCGAUCCUAACAAUCUCAUUGCAGCUGUCAAAAGUGGAAACCUUAUUGUCUGGGCUAUGAACUCGCAUUGGAGUGGUUCUACCGAAGAAUCUGUUAUACUCGCAAAUCCUUGCAUAUCAUCAUGCAUCAUGGAACUGAAGAAGAUCCCAAAAUGUCCUCAUCUCGUAAUCGGGCAUAAUGGUAUUGGAGAAUUUACAAUAUGGGAUAUCUCAAAACGAAGCCUAGUAUCAAGAUUUGUAUCUCCCAGCAAUUUGAUCUUUGAGUUCAUUCCAACCAGCUUGUUUGCAUGGCACCCUGUACAUAGUCAUUCUACAAUCGAGGAUCACGUUGACAUGAUUUUAGCUGCAACAAAACUAUGGUUCUCAAAAGGGAUCAACAACAAAACAUUGGUUCCAGCUGAAGUCAAAGACACUGCUAUUUGGCUUUUAGUCUCUACUGAUCUUGAAUCCGAUGCUAAAUGUGACCGUGUAGAAAGUCCAGCUAGAUGUUGGAGACUGGCUCUCCUUGUGAAAAACCAACUCAUAUUGGGAAAUCAGUUGGAUCCGAGGGCUGAUGUUGCCGGUACAAUAUCUGGUCAUGGAGUAGCAGGCACACUUGAUGGACUUGUGUAUAUGUGGGACUUGUCCACUGGCGCUAAACUCGGUUCUCUUCAUGAUUUCAAAGGUCAAAGAGUUUCAUGCAUAAGUACAGAUGACUCGAGAAAUAUAUGCAUAGCAAGUGAAGAUGGUCAGCUCCUAGUUUAUUGCCAUCCGGAAAAGUAAAACUCAAAAUCAAAGAGGGUAGGUAACAAACUAGACUUGGAAAGAGGUUUUGCCAUAUUGACUUCAAUUGGCUUGGCUAUAUUCUUAAGUCACCUAAGUUGUUAUGCUUGUAAACUUUUUUACCAUAUGGCUUAACAUCUGGAGUACAAGUUGAGAAUUUUCUAAUCUAGUUAAAACAAUUGUACGAAGAUGUAAAUGAUAAAUGAUGAUAAAUAAAUCUUCUGUAUAAUUAGUUGUUACAA